AUGGAAUGGAUAAAAUUAAAACCAAAAGGUAUUCAACCACCAAAAAGAGGGGGACAUACAUCAUGUAUUAUUAAAAAUAAAUUAUAUGUAUUUGGAGGAGGCAGUUAUCAACCACCACAAACAAGUUCAUUAGCAUUGGAACCAAAUAAUUUACAUGUUUAUGAUUUUACAACAAACACAUGGGGUAUUUUGGCGACAAGCGGUAUUCCACCAUCAAUUAGAUAUGGACAUUCAGCAACAGAGGUUGGAGAUAAAAUAUUUAUAAUUGGAGGAUAUGGACAAAUGUUUUUUGACGAUGUACACAUUUUCGAUACCACUACAAACAGUUGGAGCUCACCAGUUUGUUUAGGACAAAGACCCUCACCACGUUAUGCCCAUUCAGCUACUUUAGUUGGUACCAAUAUAUUUGUAUUUGCAGGUUGUUACGAAAAUAAAUGUUUUAACGAACUCUAUUGCUUGGAUACUGUAGCUCUUACUUGGUCAUUCGUUAGUACAACUGGAAGUCCCCCACAGCAACGUUCAUAUCACACAACAAACUUAAUUGGCAGAAAGCUUUACGUAUUUGGUGGCCAUGUUGGUAGUACUUAUCAUAGUGAUCUCUAUGUUUUCAAUUUAGACUCAAAGGUUUGGACUCAAGGUAUUACUCAAGGUAAAUUUGAAACCGGUAUUGCUUAUCACUCAUCUGCUAUCAUCAAUAAUCAAUUGUUUAUUUUUGGUGGUAACGAUGGUAGAGCUUGUUAUGAUGCUCUUUGGAAAUUAAAUAUUGAAAAUAUGGAGUGGGAAAGAAUGCUAUUUAAAGAUUGUAGUGCAAGACCCCCAAGUCGUCAUAAACACACUUUAUCGGUAUCUCAAGAUCUCUCGUUAAUCCUCUAUGGUGGCAUGGAGUUUUAUCCAAAUUGUUUUGAUGAUUUAUACAAACUUCAUAUACCAUCCAAGUGUCUUCAAUCACCAAAUUUAAUUUCAAUUUAUCAUCCUCCACUUGUUUUAAAUAAUUCAAAUGGUUCAAUAAAUAUUAAUGGAAAUUGUAACAAUAAUAAUACUACAAAUACAAAUAGUUCCAAUUUAUAUACAUCAAAUAGUGGCUUAAUGGUCCAAAUACCUUCAUCACCAACAUUAUCUUCAUUAUCUCAAUCAUCAUCAUCAACACCAUCAAUAUCUGAUAUAAUGGAUGAUAGAAAUAAAUUACAAUACGAAUUUAAUAAAUUAAAAGAAGAAUACGAACAGGUAAAACAAAUCAUUGAAAAUGUUUCUUGUUUAAAUCUUUCAAAUGCAUCAUUUAUUGAUUUAGAUAAUUUAGAAAAUUGUUUUUUAGAUGGUUUAAGAAAAGUUUCAAAUUCAAAGAGAAUUUUAAUGGAAAAUAGAAAUAAGGAAUAUAGUCAAAUAAAAGAAGAAAAUGAUAUACUAAAACAACACUUUAAUCAAUUUCAACCAUUAUCACCAUUAUCACCAACUUCGCCACCACAAACAUUGGGAUUUCAAAAUCAGUCACCACCUUAUGUAAAUAUAAAUAAUAAUAAUAAUAUUAAUAAUAAUAACAACCAACCAUCAUAUAAUCAAAAAUCUUUUGGUGGGGGUGGCAGUUUUAAACAUAAUAACGGUUCAAACUACCAUUCAAGUAGAAAUUUACCUUUAAGAAGGGUAAAUUCAACAGACUCUGUAAUAGUAGAUGGUAGAGCAAAGGAUUUAUUCAAUGGUAAUUCCAAUUUAAGUCCACAAGGUUCACCUCAUUUAAAUUCAAAUCAAAGAACUUAUACAAGAAAUAUAAAUAAUUUUAAUUUAAAUUCACCUUUAUUAAUUAAUAAUAAUAAUAUUGUAAACAAUAAUAACAAUAGUAAUAAUAGUAAUAAUUCGAAUAAUCAUAAAUUUAUUACAAAAUCAAAUAAUUUUAGUUUUCAAAAUUAUCAACAGCAGCAACAACAACAACAACAACAGCAACAACAACAGCAACAACAAUUUGAUAAUUUUAAAUAA
Molecule: messenger RNA, 1971 nt
Organism: Dictyostelium purpureum
Lineage: Eukaryota; Evosea; Eumycetozoa; Dictyosteliales; Dictyosteliaceae
Exons: 2
Coding region: 1-1971 (656 amino acids)
Molecular function (GO): protein binding
Source: RefSeq, a predicted model, not a curated record